AUAAAGUCACCAUCAUUGAAUUGGCAAGGCUGUGGCUUUGUCCACUAAGUCUGGAAUGUCCUGCAUUAUUUACCUUAGAGGUGUUACUUAAAUUUUAGUAGUUAGUAUGUAAAAUAACUCCAUCGAUGUAUUUGCAGAUCAUUACGUAAUAACUCGAAGAGUAAAAUCAUUUGAUCCUAAAGGUAGUGUAAAAUUCUUCCAUGAUGUCAUGCGUGAAUUGAAGCAAGACAGGUUAAUUGUACAUAGACAUGAGACACUGCUACAACGCACUCCCUUCCACUACAUACUCCAAUUCCCAUAUUUAGAACUCAACCAUUCCUUAUUGCUCGAGCUACUUGAUCAGUAUGAUAAAUCUGAUAACUGCUUUAUCAUUGCCGGACAUCGCCUUGAGUUCAAAUCAGAAGACAUUGCACUUAUAUUUGGUCUUCCAAAUCAUGGAAAAGCAGUUAGGCUAAAGUCUAACGCCAACAAGGAUUUCUAUCACCGCAUAUUUGACAAGGAAGCAAUAACUCGAUAUGAAAUUGUUUACCAUUUGAGGAGGUAUGCCAUGGACCAGUCUGAUGAUGCUGUUGAGGUUUUUGUGGUUCUGCUCAUCGGAUUAUUUAUCAGUACAGUCCUCUUACCAUCAAGCAAUGCAAGUAUUGUUUCAACCUUAUGGAGUUGUGUUGAACAAAUUGAUCAUAUUUACGAUUAUGCAUGGGCACCUCUUGUGUUCCGAGAACUGCUUGUUGAGAUCAAUCGUGCGAAGAGCGACAUGGAGGAUGAAGAUGCUUCUGAUCACCUUUCUGAUUAUGCAUAUGGGGGUUGCUUUCUUGCAUUGCAGCUAUGGAUAUGUGAGAUUGCUUGCCUGGGAAAAGCUGAAAUACAAGGUUGUUGUCCGAGAAUUUUAGGUUGGGAAAGAAACAACAUGGAUGGAAUUUUAGAGCAAUUCAGGCUUUUGCAACCAUCUGAUAUAAGAUGUGGAAUAAAUCCACUUGAGUCAGAGCGCCACCUUAUUGAUAGCGAUGUACUACUCCCAUUUGGCGAGCAAGUAGGUCAAGUGUCUUUCCCCUAAAUUUUUUCAAAAGGAUGAUCGAGAUGCACACGAAUGGCAGAUGCAACCCAGCACUUUGAGCAAUUUGAAUGAUGAAGAAGGCACUGAACAAUCAAUAUCAUACAAGGAUGAACAUGAGCUGGAAUUACUUCGUCAAAUUAGUGCCGAGCAGGACAAAAGGAUUUUGAGAUUGCAGGGAGAGUUGAAUAGACUUAAAUCACAAAAAUUUGAUCAUUCUAUACCAGAAGAAUCAGGUACGAAGGUUGUAGAGUCAUUGAAGGAUGAUUAUAGAAUUAUGCGCCAACAAUCUGACAGGAACAACCAACAUUUAAAGCUACAUAAUCCUAGAGUUUCCACCUUUAACAACAUACAUGUGCAAGAGGAACAAGGCGGAACUUCUGUUAUUUCAUAUGACAAUGGAUCCAUUGAAAAAAAAGUGAAGAAAAUAGUUGAAAAGCGGCCAACAAAUCAUUCUCCAUUUGCUUCCUCUUCCAUUCAAACCAAGCCUAAAGAUAUAGAGUAUUCUCACUCUGGCCUCACUGCAAGAGCUAAGCUUCUAACGAGCAAAAGCCUAAAAAAUGCAGCUGUGAGGUCUCCUCGCCCAACCGUGCAACUUUCAGAAGGAGAACAUGCCUCAAUUGAAAAGGAAUUAAAGAAGAGGGGUGAGAGACAACCAUCGAAUGUACGACCUUCUUCUUCUAUUCAAGCCAAGAGAAAAGAAUCAAUAAAUGAUCAAUCUGGAAUUAGUACGAGUAAGCAUACUGCAUCGCGUAGUAAAUCAAAUUUCAAGACCCGAGUCAAUCCCCGCGCCAGUUUCCAUGAGGAUAACUGAGCAGAUGAGAUACAUUUUUCAAAAAUAAUUUGUUUGCAGUGUUAUUAUGACUGGCAAAUUUGUUAAUGAUACAUGCCUGACAGAUAAAAAAAA
This is a messenger RNA of Phalaenopsis equestris, 1958 nucleotides long. RefSeq lists its product as uncharacterized. The record is from RefSeq and is a predicted model, not a curated record. NCBI's taxonomy places the organism in Eukaryota, Viridiplantae, Streptophyta, Magnoliopsida, Asparagales, Orchidaceae. The transcript is spliced from 4 exons. The coding region runs from base 209 to 1054 and encodes 281 amino acids.